Fusarium sp. VM40 is the source of this 1974-nucleotide messenger RNA. Lineage: Eukaryota; Fungi; Ascomycota; Sordariomycetes; Hypocreales; Nectriaceae. The record is from the annotation of a GenBank genome assembly.
AUGUCCGCCCCUGACGAUGGAGAACUCCCCGCCGUAUUCGAGCCCACCUCAGUCGGCUACGAUACUCACUCCGACCGUGACACUGACAGGAUAAAAUCACCGCGUCAUGGCUUAAAGAGGAUCUCUGCAGCAUGCCAGAGAUGUCGUCGGCGGAAACAGAAAUGUGACGGCAGACACCCGGUUUGCGGGUCUUGUGCGACCGCAAAUGUCCCUUGUGUACCCUCAGAUAGACUCGUUGUCAAAGUUGACAGGGAGUGCGAGUGUGACCAUCUCAGAGGCCAGGUAGAGCGUCUCAAGGAUCGAGUCAACGAGCUGCAGACCCGACUGGCGAUGCAAUCCAGAUUGCCGUCGGAAGCGCUCUCCCAGGACAGUCAUCUGCAGAUCAGGCCUGCGGAGGCACGUCUCAGUGAUCGACAAGAACCCGAUGGCUCGGUAGCAAGCUUGGAGAGAGGCUAUACUGGGCGCAUGCUUCUCCCGACGUUCCGAGGGUUGGGUACUAAUGGCCCUGAGGCUGGUUUCAAGAGCGGUCCUUGGCAGCUGUGGAAUGGCUUGUCUGCUAGUGACACACCUCCAACGGUCACGUCAAGCACAUUUUCGCUUCACCAGGAUGGAUUGGGCUUGAUAGAUGUAUUCUUCGAUCGAAGAUGGCCGCAAUAUCCGGUUCUGCAUCGCCCAACCUUCAUGGAGCAGCACUUUAUACCCUACUGCAAUGGCCAAAUCAACAACAGAUUGUCUGCUUUCGAAGUACACAUGGUGCUCGCAAUCGGGGCAUCAGAGAAAGCGCGCAUAAGCUCGGAUGCACCAAUCUCUCACGAAUAUUUCUUCGAGGCCGCAGUACGCGAUCUCGACAGCGUGCUUGCGGCAGACGACCUUGACUGCAUACGUUGUCUUUCCUUGCUUUGUCUGUUUGGCAGCAACGAACCACAGUCUGUAAACCUGUGGUACACCGUUGGCAUGGCGUUGCGGCUUGCAGUAGGCAUUGAUAUGCACAGAGAAGAGAGUCUAGCACAAAAGACCCUCUUGGAUGCGGAGAUGAGAAAACGAUUAUUCUGGAGUUUGUACACGAUGGAUCGUAGUGUCUCUAUGUCUCUCGGCCGACCAUUGGGUAUCCAAGAUGCUGAUAUCACAAUUCCACUCCCGCUGGUGCUCACCGAUGGGCAAAUCGCAGGGCCAUCCGAACAACCCAUUGCGAAUCUCCUCCCAGACGUCAGAGACAUGUCUGCAUUCCGCCACAUCGUCGAACUCAGACAGAUCAAUGCUGGCAUUUAUUCAGCGCUGCACUCAGCCGGAGGUGCCAAUCUCGAGAGUGCAAACCUCGACGCCAUACGCCAGCAGCACUACACCCGCCUCAACGCGUGGCUUCUUUCAGCCCCGAGAUAUCUUGCGCCACUGUCCAUGUACCAGACACCGGAGUGGUUCCAAAUUGCGUACCACCAGGCCGUUAUCAACCUACACCGGCCAUCCCAUGCGUCGCCGGUGAGCAGUGCCGACGCUAUUCGCUUGUGCGCCGACUCAUCCAUCAGCCUCAUCAGCUGCUACAACGCCUUGUACGCCAAGAACAAGAUAAUAUACACCUUUGUGGCGUUAGACUCGUUGUUCAUGGCUGCUGUCACAAUGCUCUACUCCAUUCGGGCAAGCUCGAUAGUCCGCCUCGAACUAACAAGAGAAGUCGUCGAGUCUAAUAUUGAAACGUGCGUCAGGCUGUUGUCCAAGAUAUCACACGGCAAGACUGUGGGCGAACGAAGUACCCAGAUCAUCCGCAGGUUGGGUAAUGCGACGCUGUCUAUUUUUGACAACAGUUCAUUUGCCGAGGGUGAAAUUGAUACCGAGUUUAUGUCUUGGUUUGGAGUCAAAAGUCAGAAUCCUCCGCCUAGACAGGAGUAUCCUACGCCAAGCAUCGACACAGCCUGGAAUGAUCUAUUUGAGCAAGGAUACGACCUUAAUAGUUUUCAGAACGUGCACCUUCUUUUAUAG